CUCUUGAGGAGAGCACUGGACUAGGAAUUCUCGGCUAGAAUUUGAUGACAGAGCAUACACAUCGCAAAAUGAACCCUUUAGACUUACCUCUAGAUUGUCUAAUUACGAUUUUCUCAUACUUACAUGACGAAGACCUAAUCACAACAUCACAUGUUUGUAAGGCAUGGCAGGAGGCAGCGGAGACCCCUUGGCUUUGGCGAAAGAUGUGUUUGCAGCGAUGGGGUUUUUGCAAUAUUGCCGGCUUCCUGUCCGGCAUAGACAAGCAGAGCUGGAAAAGCUACUACAUGCGGCGUGCCCUACUGGAGUUGAAAAUGAAAACCGGGGCGUCGGGUAGCGACUACAACUGCCAAAGCCUCAGAGGACACAACGGAAGGAUUUCCGGCGCUGCGUAUUUGGCUGGUACCAGUGUCACCUCCGAGUUCUGGAAGGAAUCUUCUAUAGUGUGCAGUGCCUCCAAAGAUGGGACUGUGAUCGCCUGGAAUGUCCAGAAGGCUGAGCAGCUGUGGUCCAGUCCAGUGCAGAGGCCGCUCUGUGACAUUGUUGUGGAUCUGCAGAGUAACGCUGUGGUCACCGUGGACGACAGGGGAAUGGUGAAGUCCUGGGAGGGUUCCACAGGUCAGGAGAUGGCCUCCUAUUCCACUGGCGCCCCAAGGAACACAUUGUAUGCAUGCAACAUCAGUGACAAACCCGUCAUCACGGUUGGCUCCAGUAACGGGACAUUGCACACCUUGACAAGCCCAUCACUGGCAAAGCUCUCCAGCCACGUGGCGUUUGACUCCUUGACUGGACUGGACUUAAUUCUGUCAUCGCCAGACAAGAAAUGGAUUUUUACGGCUUCAAAGAAUACUUCCGUUUUCAGUCCAAAGGUGUUCCUGAGUGAGAGUUUGAGUAGUGGGCCUGAGGGUGAGGGGCCGGUGAGCACUAGCCUGCCGUCCUCUGCCACUGGCUGCUUCGCGGCUGCCUUCGUCCCCUCCCAUCCUGCCAGGGUGGCAGUGGUGCACAGCGGGCAGCUCUCGCGGACCAAACGCCUCUGUGUCUUUGACAUCAGCAUGAAGAUGAUGAAGUAUGAGGAAGCACCCUUUGCCCAGCAGGUGGAGUCCUUUGAGCUGGAGCUGCCGCAGGUGUCCGGCGUCCUUCUGCAGGCCAGAGAUGGCAACACCCUGGUGGUGGCGGCCGGGAGCCAGCUGAGGGUCUACUCUCUAAAGGGAGCCCUGCUGCACAGCAUGGAGGACCACACGCAGCACAUCUCCUCACUCUGGGUGGACAGUUUUCGUGUUGUGACUGCCUCUCGUGACUUAUCUCUGAGAGUCCUGACCUGGAGUCAAGACAACGAGAAGGGUCUCCGUCUUGAUAGCCGCUACCACCUCCUAGGAGGCUCCCAUUCAAUGUCAAGUGGAUUCACCUUUGUGACAUGUGAUGACAUCAGUAUUGUCGGAUCAGUUGAAGGAGUAAACGGAAAAGAUGUCCUGAAAGCCUAUACCUUCAACUCUUAAUGAAGAGAGUUUUUGAUGACAAAAAGGGACACUCCAUGUUCUUAAAAAUGGUGCAUAUGCACCUCAAGGUAUAAGAAGUAAUUUUUGAUAUCCAAACCAAACCAUGCUUAUUGGCUGUUGGGAACAAAAAGCCACUUGGUAUGAACAUCCAGCAGAUUUUACCACUGAAAUCAUUGACGACAUCUGUAAGAUGUUUGGAUAGGGCACCAAAUGGGAAUUGGUGGUGGGUGAUGUAAGGUUUACGGCCAAACUAAGAACUUUCACCAAUAUUUUAUUGGUAGUUGUGAUUACACAACAAAGCUGUCAUAUUGUUGCCUAUUUGUUUGUAAUAUGUUGUUCACAGAUUAUUUUGAGAGUUCUUUAUUUUUACUGUUAAUUGUUAAUAAUGUCAACAUUCAAUGAACCUGCAAGCGAUCUGGAUAGAGCAUGAUAUGUCGGAUGUUGUGAUGUCAAAUUGCUAUAUCAUGAGCACUUUCACACACAAACAUCUAGUUAAGAUUACAUAACAAAGGCGUUUAAUUGUCAGUUUGUAAUGUAUUGUGCACUAGUUUGAAUUUAAUACAGUUUGCAUUUACUGUAAGUUGUUAACAAUGCCAACAUUCAAUCAAUGCCAAACAAUACCAUAGUUGUUGAGAAUAGUGCAUGAAAUGGGACUAUUGGGUGAUGUAAUGUUUUUGGCCAAAAUAUAAUGAGCACUUUCACUAGUUUGUACGUUCUGAAGAUUACAUAACAAGGGUGUUGGAUUGCCUGUUUAUUUUUUUUUAAUGUAUCGUGAACACAUUACACAUGUUAGUUUGAGUGUUCUUUUUUUAAAAACUUUGUUUACAGUCAACCGUUUACAAUGUCAACAUUCAUUCAAUGCAAUAUUUGUACAGUUUCAAGCUUGAUUGUUUUCCUGAGACCGAGGUAUGCCUUGUACAAUAAACAAAAUAUCAGUACAAAAACAACUGAGCAGUUCAUACAAAAGUACCAGUAUUUUCAAAACGGAAAUGGCACAAAAAUAGGUAUUUCAAGUUGCUUCAUAUUGUCCCAGAAGGAUGUUGAGCUUAUUAGUUUGGCUCUAGCAGCUACAGUUCUUCAGAGCUUAUGGGUCGGUCACAAAAGGUUCUGGCGUGUCACAGGAAGUCUAGGCUGGUCCAGACUAGUUAGCAGUAGCUUGGUGUCUGUACAAUGAAAACAAAUCCGUGAUCCAUGGCUCCAUGGAGGAUUUCAAGAUACAACGGGAGCAAGUCAUUUUCUGCACUCCUGCCCUUUCCUGUGGCGUCCAACUUCAUGACAUGAGGCUCGGCAUCAUCUUUAAGUCUUUCUUCAAUAUCUUGCAAAACAUAAUUCACAAUUCCUGCUGUCAUUUAAUCUGAACUGGUUGGGCUCUGCCGUGGCCA
Messenger RNA from Engraulis encrasicolus (European anchovy), 2875 nucleotides. It is a transcript of the gene fbxw12, whose product is annotated as F-box and WD repeat domain containing 12. The record is from RefSeq and is a predicted model, not a curated record. Gene Ontology annotation, cellular component: cytoplasm. The transcript is spliced from 10 exons. The coding region runs from base 45 to 1493 and encodes 482 amino acids. Gene Ontology annotation, molecular function: protein binding. Lineage: Eukaryota; Metazoa; Chordata; Actinopteri; Clupeiformes; Engraulidae.